Messenger RNA from Nelumbo nucifera (sacred lotus), 2386 nucleotides. Its product is annotated as succinate dehydrogenase [ubiquinone] flavoprotein subunit, mitochondrial-like. Gene Ontology annotation, biological process: tricarboxylic acid cycle; mitochondrial electron transport, succinate to ubiquinone. Lineage: Eukaryota; Viridiplantae; Streptophyta; Magnoliopsida; Proteales; Nelumbonaceae. Gene Ontology annotation, cellular component: respiratory chain complex II (succinate dehydrogenase). The record is from RefSeq and is a predicted model, not a curated record. Gene Ontology annotation, molecular function: succinate dehydrogenase (quinone) activity; flavin adenine dinucleotide binding; electron transfer activity.
UUGCAAACUUUCUUAGCAUCAUAUUCCUCGGCUAGCUCCCAUCUUCCGGUGGCCAGGUCUUCUUCCUCCGCAAUCUUGCGAUCUCCCGAAACAACCCAAAGAGAGGUACAGAGGAGUAAGCAGAGGCAGACGCAGGAACAAGGAAAGAUGUGGCGCUGCGUUUCUCGUGGCUUUCGCCUUUCUUCAUCUGCUUCAUCGAAGAGAUCGAUCUCCAGCGAACCUCUUAAACCCCUCAUCUCAAGAUUCUUCUCCACUCAAUCACCUCGAUUAUCUUACACCAUUGUUGAUCACACAUACGAUGCUGUUGUUGUUGGAGCUGGUGGCGCUGGGCUUAGAGCGGCCAUUGGACUCUCUGAGCAUGGGUUCAAUACAGCUUGUAUUACCAAACUUUUCCCAACUCGUUCACAUACUGUCGCAGCACAGGGUGGGAUAAAUGCUGCAUUAGGAAAUAUGAGCGAAGAUGAUUGGAGGUGGCAUAUGUAUGACACAGUCAAAGGAAGUGAUUGGUUAGGUGAUCAGGAUUCUAUUCAGUACAUGUGCAGGGAGGCACCAAAAGCAGUCAUAGAGCUUGAAAAUUAUGGAUUACCAUUCUCUCGAACUGAAGAUGGGAAAAUAUAUCAGCGUGCAUUUGGUGGUCAAAGCCUGGACUUUGGAAAAGGUGGACAGGCCUACCGUUGUGCAUGUGCUGCUGAUCGAACUGGCCAUGCUUUGCUGCACACAUUAUAUGGUCAGGCAAUGAAACAUAAUACACAGUUCUUUGUGGAAUAUUUUGCAUUGGAUCUUCUAAUGGACAGUAAUGGUACCUGCCAAGGAGUAAUUGCACUAAAUAUGGAGGAUGGGACACUACAUCGGUUCCAUGCUGCUUCAACAAUUUUGGCAACAGGGGGCUAUGGUAGAACUUAUUUUUCUGCAACCUCAGCUCAUACAUGUACAGGCGAUGGAAAUGCCAUGGUUGCACGUGCUGGGUUACCUCUUCAGGAUCUUGAGUUUGUGCAGUUUCACCCAACGGGUAUAUAUGGUGCUGGAUGCCUAAUUACUGAAGGAUCUCGUGGUGAAGGUGGUAUUCUUAGGAACAGUGAAGGUGAGCGGUUUAUGGAACGGUAUGCCCCUACUGCCAAGGAUCUUGCAUCAAGGGAUGUUGUCUCAAGAUCUAUGACAAUGGAAAUACGAGAAGGUCGUGGCGUAGGACCAUUGAAGGAUCACAUCUAUCUCCACUUGAAUCACUUACCUCCAGAAGUUCUCAAGGAGAGGCUUCCUGGAAUCUCUGAGACUGCUGCCAUUUUUUCUGGGGUUGAUGUUACAAAGGAGCCCAUCCCAGUUUUACCUACUGUUCACUAUAAUAUGGGUGGAAUCCCUACAAACCACCAUGGAGAGGUAGUUCGCAUUAAAGGUAAUGACCAAGAUGCAGUAGUUCCCGGAUUAAUGGCUGCUGGAGAAGCAGCAUGUGCAUCAGUUCAUGGUGCCAAUCGGCUUGGUGCAAAUUCACUACUUGAUAUUGUUGUUUUUGGCCGAGCUUGUGCAAAUAGGGUAGCAGAGCUCCAUAAACCAGGGGAGAAACAAAAGCCAUUGGAAAGUGAUGCUGGAGAAAAAACCAUUGCAUGGCUGGAUAAACUAAGAAACUCAAAUGGUUCAUUGCCAACUUCAAAAAUCCGUUUGAAUAUGCAACGGAUAAUGCAAAACAAUGCUGCUGUUUUCCGUACUCAGGAAACAUUAGAAGAAGGUUGUCAGUUGAUUGACAAAGCAUGGGAAAGCUUUCAUGAUGUUAAGUUGAAGGAUCGGAGCCUGAUAUGGAACUCAGACUUGAUAGAAACUAUAGAAUUGGAAAACUUAUUGAUAAAUGCAUGUAUAACCAUGCAUUCUGCUGAGGCCAGGAAGGAGAGUAGAGGAGCACAUGCCCGUGAAGAUUUUACGAAAAGGGAUGAUGAGAACUGGCUGAAACAUACACUGGGAUACUGGGAGAAUGAGAAGGUCCGGCUAGAUUACAGACCAGUCCAUAUGAAUACAUUAGAUGAUGAGGUUGAGUCAUUCCCUCCCAAAGCUCGCGUAUAUUGAUACUUCUGCUCAUGAAGAAGGGACCGACCUGUGGAUGGCCUGGUUACAAGGGAUCCAAUAAAUUAUUGAUAGCUCGGCAUUUUGACAAUUAUUGUAGGCUACAUCAGAGUGGUUGAUCUGAUAUGUAUGAUCAGAAUUUCUCUAAUCUCACACAAUAAUCAGGCUUUACAUUUGCGCUCUUGAAUAAAUUUUUUGUACCCUGUCAUUGUGACAUGAUCCUUUUAUUUCUUGCAUUUUAUGGAAUUUGUAUAUUAGUGUCCGUAAUUCAUAUGCAUUGAUGUAUGAUGAAACCUUUAGGCACAAUUUUGGAACUGGUAGUUGGAUAACUAAAUAA